GUAAGAGUCGACAUACCACAACGUGUUCGUCAACACGACACACAUACGAUGCUGGACUUUACACUGCCUCCAUUGUCCAGCUACCUCCGAAACUCGACGGUGGCACCAUCCGAGGGUUUGUCGGCGACCACCACGCCAAGGUUUGCGUACAUUCCUUUGCUCUUGAAUCCUGUGGAAGAGAAGCAGCUGCAGCACUAUGACAACAACAAUACGCGUGCUGCGUCACCACCCACGUUAAUGGACACGUUGGCAUUUGAACUGCCCCCGCACAAACGAAAGCGGUGUCAAGACGCCGACCCUGGCGCCCAUGACCGCAGCCCUGCCAGCCAACCCAUUUGCAACGUGCAUGGGUGCAGCAAACUCGUGACGAGGGAAGGUGUAUGUACGUCCCACGGAGGGCGGUACUUUUGCAUUGUCGCAGGGUGCCCCAAGCAGCGACUGAAGAAAGGACUGUGCUUUGCCCACGGGGGGGUGUCGUAUUGCAAGGUUCCCGGGUGCGAUAAGACGCGACAGAAGCGCGGGUUGUGCAAAACCCACGGUGGCGUUGCGUACUGCAAAGUCGACGGGUGUACGAAUGCCAGCAACUCCAAGGGAUUGUGUCGGGACCACGGCGGUAUCAAGUACUGCCGCACGGAAGGCUGUCAGAAUCUAAUGCUGCGAGAAGGACUGUGUCGGCUCCACGGGGGGUUUGAAUACUGCAAGGCACCAUAUUGCAGCAGAAUCGCCAUCGAAGGAGGGCAUUGCCGAACGCAUACUAUAAGCCCCAAUUAAUAGUUCGUACACAAGGAUGAAUGCAUCUAUAAGUCCAAAUUAACAGUUCG
Messenger RNA from Aphanomyces astaci, 821 nucleotides. RefSeq lists its product as hypothetical. The transcript has a single exon. The record is from RefSeq and is a predicted model, not a curated record. NCBI's taxonomy places the organism in Eukaryota, Oomycota, Saprolegniomycetes, Saprolegniales, Verrucalvaceae. The coding region runs from base 49 to 771 and encodes 240 amino acids.